GGCUUGUGACGUCACCGUGGUGCUUUUGAUAGGGAAACGGGACUGGUGGCGGAUGAAGAUGGUCGGAGGUGUUAUCCAGUAGGUUCGUCCGCCUCCAGGAGGACAAACGAGGUACGGAUAGUUUUGUGGUGGACUUCCGAAAGUUCUCCGUGGAAGCUUCCAGGCGAGUGGACGGUUCAACCGACACGCUGCGACGUGACGAUAUCCACAGGCACUCACGAGACCUGCAGGAUGGCCGCGAGUUGGUGUAAAGGACGACUUUUUUCCUUUUUUGACUACAAAACAGAAAAAUUCAUUGUGGCCAAAAAUAAAACGGUUGGGAUUUUGUACAGACUCAUCCAGUUAUCUAUAAUCGGUUACCUAAUAGGGUGGGUUUUCUUAAGCAAGAAAGGCUACCAGGAGAUAGACGAGGCCAUCCAGAGCUCAGUCAUCACUAAACUGAAAGGCGUCUCAGUGACCAACACCACAGAGUCAGGUGUGUUGGUGUGGGGGCCAGAGGACUAUGUCAUCCCACCACAGGGUGAAGCUAUUCUAUUUGUUGUAACCAACUUCCUGGAGACGCCCAAUCAGAAGCUGGGAUACUGCGCUGAGAGCCCCAAAGUGUUGGAUGGCCUCUGUCAGGGAGACGAGGACUGCCAAGAGGGACAUAUAGUGGUGGCUGGUCAUGGAGUCAUGAGUGGUCGAUGUGUACGCAGUGGUCAAAACUCCACUGGUACUUGUGAAAUAUUUGGCUGGUGUCCCGUGGAAAGGCCCUUCAAACCCCAAAGGUCUUUGCUGACAAACGCAGAAAACUUCACCAUCUACAUCAAGAAUUUCAUACAAUUCCCUAAAUUUGCAUUUUCAAAGUCUAACAUUCUAGAUACAACGAACCAGUCGUAUUUGCAGAAAUGCAGAUAUGAUGAAAAGCUGUACCCCUACUGCCCUAUCUUUGGCCUGGGAGACAUCACCAUGAGAGCAGGGUACAACUUCAACGACAUGGCAGUAUUUGGAGGCUCCAUUGGCAUCCACAUUGAGUGGAACUGUGACCUCGACAAAGGUUACUCCAGCUGUCAUCCACAGUACCGCUUCACUCGCCAGGACAUCAGCACGUCCGACAAGGCCAUUGCAGUGGGAUUUAACUUCAGGCAUGUGCGCUAUUAUAAAAAUGCAGCAGGGGAGAGUUACCGAUCUCAAUUCAAAGUCUACGGAGUGCGAUUCAACAUCAUGGUGAAUGGGAGGGCUGGGAUGUUCAGCAUCGUGCCCACAGCCAUCAGUGUUGGUUCAGGGUUAGCUUUAAUGGGCGCGGGAGUUUUCUUGUGUGACAUGAUCCUUCUCUACCUCAUGAAGAAUGGCACCGCUUAUCGGGAGAGGAAGUUUGAGGGACAGUCGGCCAAUGAAGACCGCAACCAAUCCAAUCAAGAACAAAACAGUCUGAAAUCUCCUGAUUUGUAAUGUCAGGUUGUCUCUCAUGUGCUGUCCAUGGUACCAGAGUGCAAAAAGUAAAAUGUGUAACACCUUCUUGCCAGUAGAUGUCACCGGCUCAAGAUUACGUUUAUUCAUUCAUUCAUUAAGAGGCAGGGUCCACCCUGGUGGCCAGCCAAUCAUAGGGCACAUAUAGACAAACAACCAGUCACACUCACAUUCAUACCUAUGGACAAUUUGGAGUCGCCAAUUAACCUAGCAUGUUUUUGGAAUUCAGGAGGAAACCGUAGUACCCGGAGAGAACCCACGCAUGCCCGGGGAGAACAUGCAAACUCCACACAGAGAUGGCCGAGGGUGGAAUUGAACCCUGGUCUCCUAGCUGUGAGGUCUACGCGAUAACCACUCCACCGCCGUGCCGCCUUCCUCACCAAUUCACUUAUUCUAAAUUUAAGAAAGUGGUUCACAGUGGGCAAGAAGGACAAAUAAGCCAAAAACUUACCACUUCCACAUGGAAUGAGAGGAGAACCUUUUUUCAUUCAACCUCAGGUAGGGUAUGGUAUGUUUGUCUCAGCCCUGGCAUGUAUAAAAGGUAUGUAAUGUAAUGUAAUCUAACGUCAUGAUGCCCAGUGACCAUAAUACCACAUAGAACUUGUCUGUCAAUAUUUUAUAAUAGGCCAUACAUAGUCAACCAGAAAAUAGCAAUCAUUUUUUAAUUGUUGUUUUAAAAAACUUGUUGUUUGAGGUGGGAAAGUACCUUAACCUUGAGCCAGUUGCGUGCAGUCCCUUUUUAAAACUUGUUCUGCAAGGAUCACCUGUUGUACAAAAGGGUGUAGAGGAAAAACAUCAUGUCUGAUAUGCACAAGUUCCAGUCAGUGGACAAUGGGAUUAAAAAAAAGAAAGUACGUACUGUUAUUCAAGCGGACAAGGAAGUGAAUGUCGGGCUUGAGAAGGUAUGUGAUGCACCAGUAUAAAAGGGGCCGUAGCCACACACAUGCAUGAACACACAAACACACACACACACUCUGGCAACAUGAAGGUCCUGCUGGUCACGCUGAUGCUUCUGCUGCUCUGCAGCACUCAAGUGCUCACAUUGAAAUGCUACACCUGCAAUGGCGGAGACCAAGAUGAAUGCACCACGGUGACUGAGUGCUUGCAAGGACAAAACUUCUGCAAGACCAUCUCCCACGGU
Doryrhamphus excisus (bluestripe pipefish) is the source of this 2590-nucleotide messenger RNA. Its product is annotated as P2X purinoceptor 5-like. Gene Ontology annotation, biological process: response to ATP; calcium ion transmembrane transport. The record is from RefSeq and is a predicted model, not a curated record. Gene Ontology annotation, cellular component: plasma membrane. Lineage: Eukaryota; Metazoa; Chordata; Actinopteri; Syngnathiformes; Syngnathidae. Gene Ontology annotation, molecular function: purinergic nucleotide receptor activity; extracellularly ATP-gated monoatomic cation channel activity.